Molecule: messenger RNA, 1553 nt
Organism: Arachis ipaensis
Lineage: Eukaryota; Viridiplantae; Streptophyta; Magnoliopsida; Fabales; Fabaceae
Product: ribonuclease 3-like
Biological process (GO): RNA catabolic process
Cellular component (GO): extracellular region
Molecular function (GO): ribonuclease T2 activity; RNA binding
Source: RefSeq, a predicted model, not a curated record
CAUAAUUAUUAAAACCGUCCAGAUAGUGUAAGAAACUGGACAAAGAAGAGAAUUGGUAAAAACCGUAAAAAUUGAUUAGACCUGACCGGUUUAGAAAAAGCAAUGAACCGAACAGAUUUAAAAAAUUCGGACCGGUUGAAAUUAAAAAAAAAAAAAUUAGAAAAACCCAAGCCCAAAGGCAAAAAGACGUUGUUUGAUGUUUUUAUUUUCAAAAAAAUAAAAGAAGCCUAGCUUAGUCUUUCCUGAGCCCAUCCCCACCUCUAUCAGAGUAUCACUCUCACCUCAACUUCCAAAACGACACCACCCCCAGCCCAGCUCUCUCUCUCUCUCUCGUCGCUUCUCGCCUCUCUCCUCAGUUGGUUGUGGUUUUCGACUUCUUGCUUCGAGUCUCGCCAUCAGCUUCCUUGGCGCAACCAGAAGCUGGUCCCGAUCUGGUGAGUUCUGACUGAUUAGAUAACCGGUUCGGUUCCGAAACUAUGAGUUGCAGUAGUUUAAUUUGCUUUGAAACAUGUCAUGUUUUGAUUUCCAGUUCAGUGACCCAUACUGCUAGUAGUAGCUUUUCUCCUUUAUGCAUGUUGCCAUUACGGCAUUUCUUCUUUAGUAUAUAUCAUUGAUGUACAAUGAAAUAUGCUGUUUGGCUAUUCAAUUCUCAUUUCUGAUUUAUAAGAGGGAGGGAGGGAGGGAGGAGAACAACCAUCGCUUUCUGCAACUCGCUCCCUUCCCUCCAAAACCCUCUAAACUUUCUAAACUUCCAAUAUGAACUCACUUUUCAUUGUUUUUCAUGUUAUCCUGCUUGCAUCCUCAGUUCAUCUUACUAAUGCCUCUUAUGAAUAUUUUAAACUUGCCCUUGUUUGGCCAACAACCUUUACUCGUAUCCAUGCACCUGGAAGGAUGAUGACAAACCUCCCACAGCAUUUCACAAUACACGGUCUUUGGCCUACAAAUUUCUCGCUUCCUUGGCCAGAAAAUUGUGCUCAGAUAGAGAAGAAGCAUCAUUUUGACCAAACUUUGAUGACAUCGACAUUGCAACGUUACUUAGAGCAUUAUUGGCCAAGUCUAAAACCACGAGUAUCGAAUAUGAAGUUUUGGACGCAGCAAUGGGAAAAACACGGAUCGUGUAGCGCUGAAAGGUUUGAUCAAUCUAAAUAUUUUGGAAAGGCUGUAUUUAUUACACAUCGUUUGGACAUUCUAGCCGAAUUGAAGAAUGCUGGAAUAAUUCCAGAUGGAACUAAAACUUAUAGUCGCACUGACAUUGUCAAUGCAAUAAAAAACACUAAGACUAAUCAAGUUGAGCCCGAACUUCUGUGCGUCCAACAUCAGAAUGAUGUGUUAUUAUCGGAGAUUCGCCUGUGCCUUGAUGCUAAUUUAGCAGGACCUAUUCCAUGUCCUAUUGAUAGAUCUCCAGAUGUUACUUUAUGCAAAACAAUGUCCAAUCUCAUUAUAAUACCUGUGUAAUGUUUGUUUGAAUCCAAAUAUUAUUAUUAUUAAGUGUGAAAAAUAGGGAUCAAUUAUUGAUUCCCCAUAAAUAAAUAUGCUUGUAUUCAAUUGAUCAA